AUGAAUUUCAGAUUCUUGGAAUUCUUCAAAGAUCCAUUUUUCGAAAUCCUGGAAUUCUCAAUCCCCAAAAACAUUGAGGAACUAAUUACAAAUCAAGAUUUACUUCGCAUUGCAGAACUAAAUCCUUUGCCAAAUAUAAAUAAGGCUGAAAUCCAUGCAGCGCGCCUUAGAUUCCAAGAGAUACAUUCAUACACUACAGCAAUGCACAUGGUCGAGUAUUUAUUUCCGUUUUUUCCUGAAUCUUUGGAAAAAAUAAAUUCUCUUGAUUUUCUUGACGCGAACGAGCAACUGUUUUGCACCGCAUUUAUCUUAUACUCAUACAAUACAUGGAUCACUCUACAUGAAAAAACGUCAUCAUGUGACUAUUUAGCUCUAUUAAUGAAAAGUUUAUGCAAAUUCAUAAAUACAAGUCAUCUGAAACUCCUCAAGUUCGCUGUUGUAUACUUGUACGCGAUCUAUUUGACGAAUGGACAAUACUCUGAUAUCGAAUCCGUUUUCGAAUUCAUUGAAAUUGUAGUUAAUGAUGAUCCUUCGAUUUCUCGAGCAGUAUAUUAUCUUUAUGCACAGACACUCGAUAAAAUUACCGAUAGAAAUGCUUUAACUCUUACGAAAUUUGAAAAGAAAUUAGUAAAUUCAUUUUUGAAGCUAAUUGAGAGGACGAAAAACUCAGAUUCACAAGAUGCAGCAUUUAUCAUCAUGAAAUCAAUCUCAAAUCCAUUCUUUCAUUUAGAUUUCGAUACUUCAGAAAUAUUUGCGCAUUUAUCAGAACAAUUCAACGAAGCAAUGGCAUCAGAAUUCGCUGUACUUAGUGCUAGAUCGAUUAUUAAAGUCAUAGAAGAAAACGACUGGGAUUUUCCUUUUUUAUCAGAUCCAAUCGCCGAAAGAAUCGAUUACAAACGCUCUAUCGUUCCGGUAUCGUUUGUUUUCCCAAAACAACAAACAUUUCCCGACGGUUUUCAGAUUACAAACCCAAAUAUUUUUACAACAGAUCAUGUCAGCAAUUUGGAGUGUUUUUCGGGACUUUCGACUAUAAUAGAAUACAUAGCUAUCAAUAUGCGAAACAAUUCCAACAUUAUGGAACUUUUUGUUAGAUUUUUAUCAGAAAAUUUGCCUUUUUCCACAAAGUACUAUUUUUCAUUGAAUUUUCUUGUGUAUACAUGCAAUUUAUUAUCAAGGUGUACAACAAAUGAGCAUUCUUUCGUCAAAUACUUUCCAAUUGAGAAAAUUUUUGCUCCAGGUAUUUAUUGUACGAUCGAAAACUGUCAAAACAACAUUUUAUACGAACAUACAAACCAAAUGCGUAACGCCGUGUUCCAUAUUAUCAUAAAAGAAGGAUUUGAAGCUUUUGACAAGUUUUUAGGCUCAUUAUUGACAACUCCGAUGAUAUUUGCCGAAUCAAUGUACAGAUUAUCUCAUUACAAUCAAGAAAUUAUGAAAUGGGUUCAAUCUGGACCCGAAUUUUCGAAAUCAAUCUCUGAUUUCUUAUUGAACCUGGCCAUCAUUAGAAAGGACAACAUAACAGAGGCCAACAUAGCCAUUACGAGUAUUUUCAGAUCUCUAUUGUUCUUUUUUUCCAAUCCAGAAAUUCAUUCUUUCUUUUUCCAGGACUCUUACUUCACUUCCUGUUUCCUUUCGUACAUCUUUGAUCCGAAUCUCGUGUCGUUUAUCCUAAAUCAAGUGAAAGUUUACAUGAGUACCUGUGAUUUGAGUCAUUCAGAGCUGGGAAGGUCACUAACGAACAUAAUAGGUAUACUUUGUAUAGGUUUCCCUCAGAAAGAGAACGUAAUUUUGGUUUCCAAGAUUAUCAAAAUUAUUCACGAUGUUUUAUUGCAGAAACAGACCGAAGUAAUGACAUUUGAGUCAAUUCUAACAACAGUUAGAGUGUCCGCGCUAUCACAUCUCUCAAAUACAGAAGAAUGCAGACAAUGUUUCAAAUCUUGUAUUGAUUUGUUCAUUGUUUCCAGCAAAAUCGUGACUUUGCACAACGAAGACAUCAUUUACUUCGAGGAAGGAUACACAAAAACCUUUUCCGCCGAUCAAUAUUUAUCAUUAUUUCCGAAAUUUGUCCAAUUACUUGCCGGAGAGGUCAGAACGAACACCGAACCCAAUUUUAUCAUCAAAGAGCCACUAGUUCUCCGUAUAAUGUUUAAUAUUUACGAAAGAUACAAUCAAAUUCCGGAAAUUUGCAAAUAUUUUGACAAAAUUUGCAAGUUUUCGAAAGAGAAUUGUGUUAUUUGCCAUCAGUCGGAGUUCGAUCUUUUCUUAGUUGACAAAAUCAUCAAGUAUUGGACCCAAAAAGACGAAAGAAACACAAUUGUCGCUUUAUUUGACUUGUUUUCAACAAUUGCGGAACAUAUUUCAUCAGCUGCUGUUGUUUAUAGAUAUAUAUCUUUGUUGUGUCCUAUUGACAAUAAGUUGCCACCUUUCUAUUCAAUGGCUUUGGAUAAAUUAUUAGUCAUGUUUGAAUUGAUUUUCAAAGAACCGCCAAAAUUGAUAAGUUUACAAAAAAAAUCAAAGAAAAAAGUGACACAAACAUUUAUUAUUGGUGAUGAGAUAUCAUUUUCUUUUUGGAUGAAGGUAAAGAAGAUCGAGAAAGACUAUUAUCCACUAAUUUUUAGUUGUUCCGAUCUUAAAAAACACAAUUUUUCUUUAUUUGUCAAUUCCAAGUCAUUAUCAAUUGGAUCUGAAGAUUCUGCGUUCGCCAGUUUACCUUAUUUGCAGGAGAAAUCGUGGAAUUUCAUUUUAGUUAGAAUACUAAAUUCAGAAAUUGUCGAAUUGACAAUAAAUGGAAAUAUGUCAGAAACGAUAAAAUUGAAAGAAAACAUGAAAAUUCAAGGAGAAACAAAAUUCAUUUUUGGUGGAGAAAUUUCGUAUUCUUUUACUCCAAAGAAACCUUAUGUUUUAGGUCCAUUCGGAGUAUUCAAUGAACUCAAGACAUUUAAUAUAUCCGAAUUAGAAACUCAUGGUUAUAUUUAUAUGAGAAGAAUCAAUGCAAAACCAAUAAUGAUUUACAACGAAAAACUGUCAAAAAAGAAAAAUAAUUUUAUUUCGGUUUUGACAACGGUUUGUCAUGUUGACAUUAUACUACCAAUAUUCAAGAACUUGGCAUUGACGUAUGAUGAUGGAAAUCUUUGCGAAAACCAUAUAACUUACGCAAGUGAAUUAUUAGUGAAUUUUUUACUUUGGUCAGAUGAUUCUGAAAAUUCUUGUCAAAACGCUUUUUCUAUUAUUGGUUAUCUGCUGGAAUCCGUUGAUAUUUCAUAUUUUAGUUAUGAAUUCUAUGAACAUUUCUUUAAUAUUCUCGGAACAAUUAACUACAAACCAUUGAAAACAGAAAUUAUCAGAGAAAUUUUGAUGAAUUUCUCUAUUUGGACAAGAAUUCAACCUUCUGAGCAAUUGUUGGUUUAUUCACAUUGGUCGCAGUUUCUUAUUAACAUUUAUUCUGAAAAUGUAUUUAGUUUUACUAAUUUUUCCGUGUUUUUGUCAGAAAUUUUGAUUUAUUUCAGAUCAAAAACUGAUGAUAAUUCAUUGAAUGGGUUUACAAUUUGUAAACCAAGUUCUGAAAUUUCUUUAGUAGAAAUUCGAUUGAUUUUGUUCCAAAUUUUGCAGUUAUUUGCUUCUCAUGAAUUUACUUAUGAUGAAUACUUGUUGUUAAUCAGUUCAGCACGAGCACAAAAUGGUACAGAGUUGUUUUAUGAAUUGUUGAAAUUGAUUUUGAGUUUGGUAAAUUCACAACCUUCUCCUUUGGCAAAAAUACAAAAUCAUGAUUUGAUUUUCCCUUUGAUUUCUUUAUUGAAAGAUGCAGAUACUUAUGCAGUACAAGGUAUAGUUAAUAUUAUUAAUAACAUCUAUAAAAAUAAGAUUGUUUCCAAACCGGAAAUCAGUAAUUGCGUGAAUAUGAUGAUAAGAUUGACUCCGAAAUCAGCUUUUAACAGUGAUUUGGCAAAAUAUAUAUUGUUUAUGUUGAAUUACUCAAAGGAUUUCUAUCCUUUCUUCUUCUGGUGCCUCUAUAAUUUAAAGGAAUUCGACCAGGAAUUGUUUGAAAACGGUAUCAAUUUGUUGCAAAAGAAAAAUAUUUCUGAUUUUUGGUAUUUCAUAUUUUUGACAAAAAGUGACAAUGAUUAUUUACUUGAAACCAUUAUAUCGAAAUAUCCUGAGAACAUUAAGUUCUCUUAUAUUAAUUAUUUGUUUACUUGUGAGAUGCUGCACUUGGAUACAAGAAAAAUGGAAAAAUUUUUCAUUUCGAAAUUGACAGAUUACUUAAUUGAGAAAAAUGUUUCGAUUUCAGAUGAAGCAAUUGUUAGUAAGUACUUGGAUAUCGUUGAAUAUUUCUUCUUCUUGAAUAGAAAGUCAUUAAUUAACAAAACUUUAUCUGAUAUUUUCAAAUUGUCAGAAUUCAAAGAAAAUUUUGUUGAAAAUGAUGAAAUUAUCAAAGAAAAAGAUGAAAACAAUGAUGUUCAUGAAAGAAUUUUCGAUGUUAAAAAUAUUCAAAAUAAUUAUUUCGGAUUAUAUCUUGAAAAUGAUGGAAAAUGGAAUGAUUAUGAUAUAGCAACCAAAGUUAUUAAGUUAUUGGCUCCUGUUUAUCAAAUUUCUCACAAAAUUUUAAUUUUAUUAAUUUAUUUUGUGAUAAAUUACAAAGAAACUGAAGGAAAAGAUGAAUAUCUUAAGAUAUUAGCUAAGAUAUCAAGUAUAUCAGGCUUAAAUCCACGAGAAAAGGAUAUUAUUGACUUAAUUAAUCCAAAAAUUACUGAAAAAACAGAAGAACAAAUUGAAUCAUUCCAAAGAACAGUCCAAGACAUCGGAUCGAAUUUUGUACCUUUGUUUAACCAAAUACUUGAUGAGAAAAAGAAUUCUUGUAAGGAAACAAUUAAUUUCAUUCAAAAAUUUGUCACUUUUUCAAUUGAGAGUACGAAUGAUUUAUGGAUUAAUUACAAGAAGAGGUUUGUUGAAGAGUGGAAGAACAGGAAAAUGAUCACUGAGAAGCAAUGGAGAUAUAUUUGGUCGAUUUUGACAAUACAAAAAGGUCCUUGGGAAAAAGAAAAUGAUAAAAUAUUACAUUAUAAAAGAGACACAACUUUAUGUAAUUAUAUUCCUUGUAAAAUGAAAAGAAACCGGAAUUUUGACAUUCACGAUGAUGCAAGUUUUGCAAGGGAUUCCGGUGUCUCCCCCCAAAGAAAUUCAAUGAAAAAAUUUUCUCUCAAAAAUUUCCAAAACAUGACACAGCAAAUUCCUAAAGAAAAAAUUGUUAUAGAAUCAUCAUGUGUUAUAUUAACAAACACAGGAGAAAAGCAUGCAACAAUAUCUCUUUUGAAUACAACAGUUUUGUUUUCUCAUGAAAAAAUUCCUUUUACUAAUUUUGUUUACAAAGAUAUUGUUCUUUUAUUACCUCAGUUACAUCUACAUCUUAACACUGCUCUUGAGAUAUUUUUGGAGAACGGAAAGUCUCUUUUCAUUGUAUUUCCAACUCCCGAAAUUACAAAACAAUUCCUCAGAGUUUUUGACCAAAAAUUGUCAGAAAAUGCCAAAAUUGAGACACAAAAAUUUUUGUCCAACCAAACAACUAAAGAUUGGCUUGAUCAUAAGAUCUCAAACUUCGAAUACAUUCUCUAUUUGAACAUGAAGAGUUCUAGGAGUUUCAGUGUUAAUUCCCAGUAUCCUAUUUAUCCAUGGGUUAUUUCGAAUUACGAAACAGAAAACUUGGAUUUAAAUGAUGUCAAAAACUACAGAAAUUUGUCAAUUCCUAUUGGAGCUGUUGACGAAGAAAGAUUAAAUGAUCUUAAGUCAGGAUACGAAGAACUCGAAGCCAUGGAUCCUCCAGGACAUUUGUAUUCCGCUGGUCCGAUUUGUUCUUUAGUUUUGUAUCUUUAUUUAGUGAGAAUUGAACCAUUUACAACAAUGCACAUUGAAAUGCAGGGAGGAAAAUUCGACCAAUCAGAGAGAAUUUUCUUUUCUAUUCCCGAUUUGUUCCGAUCUGUUUGUCACAAUAGAAAUGACUACAGGGAAUUGAUUCCUGAAUUCUAUUUCAUGCCUGAAUUUCUCUUGAACAAAGACAAAUUCGAUCUAGGAAAAUGUGCAAAUGAAACGGGAGAUGUAAUACUUCCGAAAUGGGCAAAAUCUCCAAUAGAUUUCGUUUACCAACUGAGAAAAGCUUUGGAAUCUGAUUAUGUCUCUCAAAACUUGAAUGAAUGGAUUGAUCUUAUUUUUGGAUACAAACAAAAAUCAUUGGAAUUCAACAAUUUAUAUAAAAGAGAACUGUAUGAAGAUAUCUGGACACCAGAACUAAUCCAGGACCAAGAACAGAGAGGACAAAUAGAAGCAGCAAAGAAUUACUUGGGCCAAAUUCCUCAUAAACUAUUCACAAAACCUCAUCCAAAAAGAGAAAAAAUUUCUUCUCAAAAUUUGAAUAGUUGUAAAAUUGCUGAAACAAAAAUUAACAGUUUAUAUGUUAAUUGCAUUGAUGGUAAGAUGUUUUAUAUUAUUGAUUCGAAUAACAAAUGUAUUUGUUACAACUCGAAAACAGGAGAAAGAAAUGAAAAAUAUUUAGAAUUUGACAUCAAAAAAGUUCAGAAUUUUCUUUUAUUUGGAUCUCACAGAGUUAUUUGUAAUAUUGACAAAGAAAGUUAUGUCAUUGAUAUUAAGACAGCAGAAGUUAUGAAACUCGAGAACCAUAUUAAAUGUGCAAAUGGAAAUGAUCUUUAUUUGAUAACAAUAAGUGAUGAAAACACUCUUUCUUUCUUUGACGAAAACACGACAUUGAUAAAGAGUUAUCCAAUAUACAGAGAAUCCGCGAGAUCUUGUUUCGUUUCUUCUGAGUUUCAUUUGGCUGUAACAGCUGUAAAUGAUGGUUCAAUCGUUUUGCAUUCAUUGGAAAGAGAAAUAAAUGUUACUUCAAUGGAACUUGGUGACUUUAUUCCUCACCAAGUAAUUGUAACUCCGUAUUGGGGAUUCAUUUGUUGCUUUGUUUCGCCAAAAAGAUGUGAAAAAACUGUCAAAACUAUUGUUUAUUUAUUUUCCGUGAAUGGAGAAAAAAUAAGAGAAACAGAACUUAGCUACGAAAUCAAUAAUAUAUGUUCGUUUAGAUCACGAAAAGGAUUUGAUUACAUCGCUAUUUCGAAUUCAAGAGGAAAUGUUUUAGUUGCAGAAGCUUUUUAUUUGAAUUUCCAAAAAGUAGAAUUGAAAAGAUUCGCUAGAAUUGUCAGUAUUUCUUACGAUGAAGACGAACAAAACCUCGUCUGCUUCACUGAUAAUGGAGAAAUAUUGUAUACGCCUUUCUCUCCAAACUAA
Molecule: messenger RNA, 7284 nt
Organism: Trichomonas vaginalis G3
Lineage: Eukaryota; Parabasalia; Trichomonadida; Trichomonadidae
Product: beige/BEACH-related family
Exons: 1
Coding region: 1-7284 (2427 amino acids)
Molecular function (GO): protein binding
Source: RefSeq, a predicted model, not a curated record